This is a messenger RNA of Talaromyces proteolyticus, 2096 nucleotides long. Its product is annotated as putative 2,4-dichlorophenol 6-monooxygenase. NCBI's taxonomy places the organism in Eukaryota, Fungi, Ascomycota, Eurotiomycetes, Eurotiales, Trichocomaceae. The record is from RefSeq and is a predicted model, not a curated record. Gene Ontology annotation, molecular function: FAD binding. The transcript is spliced from 5 exons. The coding region runs from base 326 to 2041 and encodes 571 amino acids.
CUCUGACGCCCGAGUUUCAUCAGAUGAUACCACCCGCCGCCGUAGCCGUCGCCCGCUCCGCACAAGUUUCGCCACAUAACCAUUGGACAGCUCUUAUCAACGGGCGAUAGAACGCCGUCAGGAGUGUUUUUGACUCUUCUGUCGGACGUGCGACCACAUUGCAGGGCCAAAAAAAAGGGAAAAUUAGACCAAAAAAGGCAGCUGAGAGUAGUUUACCGUGUGAGACGUCAGUCUCUGAAUUCCCCAUAUAAACGCACCUCAGUGGAAAUUAUCUCCGAAUUUGCAUCGCUCUUGAGGAUUCUUAAUCUCUCCCCAAGUGACAAACAUGGCUGUGAACUUGGGCUUAGAUUUUGAUGUGGUCGUCGUAGGUGGUGGGCCUGUUGGUCUAUUAGUUGCAUACCAAAUGGCACGUUUCGGCGUGUCGGUGUGCGUGUUAGAGAAACAGGACAAAGAGACACAGGAUACCUUUGGACGGGCCAUUGCUUUGUUUCCACGCACAAUGGAACAGCUCGACCAGCUUGACCUAGCUAAUGCCAUGUUGCAAUUGGGAUUUGCAUGUCGGUCGAGCGUCACAUACAAGGAUGGAGUGGAACAAGUGCCGGGGCGGGUGUGGACGUUUAUGGAAAAUAUCAAGGGCACUGUAUUCGAUUUCGCACUGGUUCUCCGUCAGAGAUACACAGAGGCUAUUUUCCGGGAAAAAUUAAAGUCAGUGGGUGCGGUCUACUUUGCCUCUACUGAGUGCACUGGCUUUGAGGUGAACGACGCUGCAUCACUUGAUGAGUACGGUGUGAAAUCCUAUUGGGUCAAUACGAAGACUCAAGAGAAAAUGACGUUGAAGAGUAAAUACCUCGUAGGGGCUGAUGGAGGUCGUAGUUUUGUCCGAAGACAUGCGGAAAUCCCCUUUGAUGGCGAUACUUCUGAAGAUAAGUGGAUUCGAGUGGACGGUAUUAUCGACACCGAUAUGCCGAUAAAUCGUGCUUAUGGUGCGAUCGAAAGCAAAACACAUGGGAACGUUCUCUGGGCACCCCUCGACCACGGAGCGACGAGAAUCGGUUAUGCGUACACUUCGGAGAUUGCCGCCAGAUACCCCGAUGGAGUAACCGAAGAGGUAGUUGUGAAGGAAGCAAUCGAGUCCAUGAGUCCAUUCCAAGUUAAGUUUCGUGAGGUACACUGGUGGACACUGUACACUAUCGGACAGCGCAUGGCUCGUCAUUUCUCCACUAGAAAUCGAAUCUUUCUCUGUGGUGAUGCCGCGCAUACUCACAGUAGUGGUGCUGCGCAAGGAUUGAACACCGGUAUCCAUGACGCUGUGAACCUGGGUUGGAAGCUUGCCUUACAAGUCCGAGGUUUCACCAAGUCUGAGGUGCUGGAGACAUAUGGUCUGGAACGCAAGACAGCGGUUGAGAAGCUGAUAGACUACGACAAGGACAUAUCCCUCCUCAUGACGCACAAAUGGCCUUCUUGGUAUACAGGUGACAAGGCUGCUGACCCGUACUUGGUACUGGGGAAGAUUUUCGAGGAGACUACAUCUUUCAACACCGGCUUGGGCAUCUCUUAUUCGACAAAUGUUCUCAACCAGACUCCGUCUGUAGACAUCAGUGUCACGGCGGGCAGUCGUGCCUCUGAUGUUGAGCUGACGGUUCCCGGAAUCAACCAAAAGACGCGGCUACACCGUGUCGCACGCAACCAAGGGAAAUUCUGGGUCGUCGUGUUCGCCGGUAAAGUAGAAUCGACGAGCAGUGCACUCCAAGCACUGCGAAGUUUUCUUUAUGCCAACAAUAGACUCUAUCUUCACCCAGCUAUUGGAUGGAUUACAGUUAGUGCUUCUCUGGGCUGCUCGCCGUAUGAGGCAAUAGGCAUGGUUCCGUUUGGCGAUAUGUACUACGAUCCAGCCCAAGAGGCACAUGCUGAAUUUGGAAUUGACACGGCCGAAGGUGGCGUAGUAAUUAUCAGGCCAGAUGGAUUAGUUGGAUCCGGUUGUGGUAUAGACGGCGCAGCGAUCAGUAAAUACUUUUCAACCAUACUGAAAUUUACUAUAUAGCACUGUGAAAUAGAGGUAUGUUAUUAUUUAUGAUAAGAAUUUUAUUGUAAUAAAC